AUGGGUCAGUCGCAUUCCAAGGGCAACGCCUCGGGCGAUGCUCUUCAAUCCUACCCUUCGUUUUCCAAGUCCGACACCAAAGAGUCUCUUCGCUCCUUCCGCGGCUCGAUCCGAUCGAAAAUCCCUGGUGCUCGCAGCUCCGAUAGCCCUCGGGGUUCCACCACUGCCCUCUCCCGGACUGAGAGCCAGACCGAUAAAUCCGAUGCUGGAUCCCUCAAGUCUGUUGGAAGCCGCCCUGGCUCCAAUGCUGGCCUCCCCCAAUCGCCUGGCUCCGAGAACGCUUCGCGACCUGGCUCUCCCCAACCCCCCGCCAGUGGCGAAGUCGACCAUGUGUCAGAUGGCCCUCCCUCUGGUGGCCCUCCGUCUGGGGCCACCGCUGUCCCCGGUGAAUCAAUUUUGAUGAAACGCGAGAACCAACUGAACCCCAUUUUGGACUUCAUCUUGAACGCUCCACUUGAGACUUCGGGAUCUCCUGGUAUGGGUAUGGGCGCUUUGAAAUCUAUUGAUUUGGACGACAUGAUUUCGCGACUCCUAGAUGCUGGUUAUUCCAGCAAGGUUACCAAAACAGUCUGCCUAAAGAACGCGGAGAUUACCGCCAUCUGUACCGCCGCUCGCGAGCUCUUCCUGUCGCAGCCUGCUCUGCUGGAGCUGUCGGCUCCCGUCAAGAUUGUUGGCGACGUUCACGGUCAAUAUACUGACCUCAUUCGACUCUUCGAGAUGUGUGGAUUCCCUCCCGCUUCCAACUACCUUUUCCUGGGUGACUACGUCGACCGAGGCAAGCAGAGUCUGGAAACGAUCCUUCUGCUGAUGUGCUAUAAGUUGAAGUACCCCGAGAACUUCUUCCUACUUCGAGGAAACCAUGAGUGCGCCAACGUUACCCGUGUAUAUGGGUUCUAUGAUGAGUGCAAGCGUCGCUGCAACAUCAAGGUCUGGAAGACCUUCAUCGACACCUUCAAUUGUCUCCCCAUUGCUGCGACUGUGGCCGGCAAAAUCUUCUGCGUCCACGGUGGUCUCUCUCCUAGUCUCUCGCAUAUGGACGACAUUCGCGGCAUCGCCCGCCCCACUGAUGUACCGGACUAUGGUCUGUUGAACGACCUCCUAUGGAGUGACCCGGCAGACAUGGAGGAAGAUUGGGAACCUAAUGAGCGUGGUGUUAGCUACUGCUUCGGAAAGAAGGUGAUCAUGGACUUCUUGCAGCGUCAUGACUUCGACUUGGUUUGCCGUGCUCACAUGGUGGUUGAGGAUGGGUACGAGUUCUACCAGGAUCGUAUUCUGGUGACUGUGUUUUCUGCACCCAACUAUUGUGGCGAGUUUGAUAACUGGGGCGCUAUCAUGUCAGUCUCUGGCGAACUUCUUUGCAGCUUCGAACUUCUCAAACCCUUGGACUCGACCGCCCUGAAGAACCACAUUAAGAAGGGCCGAAACAAGCGCAACAGCAUGUUGAACAGUCCUCCUGCGGCGGUAUCGGCGCAAAGUUAUUAGGCCCCACCGAUCGUUCUACAUUUGAAAUUGAUAUCAUCUCCUGCCAUCCGUCAUUGCUGUCAUGGUCUCGAUUACUUUCACAGUCAUUGACCGGCAAUGAACACGACUUUCACCAAACUAGCAGCGUGAUAGCCUAUCCCUUGUUUGAUAAUGGCUGAUCACUGAAAACGCCCUGCCACCACGGCUCGCACCAACUUCCGGACCCAAUCCCCCCGGUAUGGAUGCCCAAAAUAAGGCUUGGCGCAGAACUGAACCGGAUUCCUCUGACCGGUCCGCGCAUCGGGGCCUGUUAAGGCACCGUAGCAUGCGUAGACCCGCAGAUUCCAAAUUUGCAGACUCAAUGGAAAGAUAUGCUUGAAAA
Penicillium crustosum is the source of this 1843-nucleotide messenger RNA. It is a transcript of the gene phzA, whose product is annotated as putative serine/threonine protein phosphatase. Bases 1 to 1482 code for a protein of 493 amino acids. Gene Ontology annotation, molecular function: protein serine/threonine phosphatase activity. The record is from RefSeq and is a predicted model, not a curated record. NCBI's taxonomy places the organism in Eukaryota, Fungi, Ascomycota, Eurotiomycetes, Eurotiales, Aspergillaceae. Gene Ontology annotation, cellular component: nucleus; cytoplasm. The transcript has 4 exons.